Molecule: messenger RNA, 1484 nt
Organism: Cebus imitator (Panamanian white-faced capuchin)
Lineage: Eukaryota; Metazoa; Chordata; Mammalia; Primates; Cebidae
Gene: MITD1
Product: microtubule interacting and trafficking domain containing 1
Exons: 7
Coding region: 827-1372 (181 amino acids)
Biological process (GO): midbody abscission
Cellular component (GO): midbody
Source: RefSeq, a predicted model, not a curated record
CAUCCUGGGCAACAGAGCCUGACCCUGUCUCAACAAAACAAAACAAAAACAAAAAAAUCUUACAUCAAAAUGUAAGGACAUAUUCAAUAUCGAUGGGAGCUUGACAGAAGGACAGAGGAACCAACAUGAAGGAGAUAUCAAAGCCGAAGCUGAUACAAUUUGAGCAGGAAAAUAUAGUAUUGGAUUAUGACUCAUAGAAUAAAAUAAAUAUUCAUGAGCCCAUACUCUUUAAUUGAAUAAACAGAUUGAGAAGGAAUUAUGGAAAUAGAAAACCAUUUUGCAAACGUCACAGUCAUAGUUGUUGCAGGCAAGGACCAUCAAUAGAUGUUAAAAUUAGUGGGAGAAAGAGUAAUGAGAAGCAUGAUAUCUUUUCAUAAGGUACUUACAAAUUACAAAAAAGAAAAUAGUGAUUUUACAGUGGAGACAUCUGAACUACACCUUUACCAAGUGGUCAAAGUUAAUGUCAUCAGUAGUAAGACAUAUCAGCAUCAUGCACCCACUGAGCAAGACACAUCACUUCUGUGAUUUUCUUACCAAAAAUGCAUAAACCAAGUCUAAUCAUGAGAAAACAUCAGACCAUCCAAAAUGAGAGACAUUUUACAAAAAUAACUGACCAAUAUUAUUCUUAAAGGUCAAGGUCAUAGACGGCAGAGAAAGAUUAAGGAACUAUCACAGCUUGGAGGAGACUAAGGAGACAUAACUAAAUGCAGUGUGAGAUCCUGGACCAGAAAACAAACUUUCAUUAAUGGGAAAAUUGGUGAAAUUCAGAUAAGGUACCAAAGAUAAUACUAAGAGAUGUAAUCUCAGAGAAAGAAUUUCCAAAUACAUGGACAGAGCGGAAAACAUAAAGAAGUACUUGGACCAAGAAAAAGAGGAUGGAAAAUAUCACAAGCAAAUUAAAAUAGAAGAGAAUGCAACAGGUUUCAGUUAUGAGUCACUUUUUCGUGAAUACCUUAAUGAGACAGUUACAGAAGUUUGGAUAGAAGAUCCUUAUAUUAGACAUACUCAUCAGCUGUAUAACUUUCUUCGAUUUUGUGAGAUGCUUAUUAAGAGACCAUGUAAAGUAAAAACUAUUCACCUGCUCACCUCUCUGGAUGAAGGCAGUGAGCAAGUGCAGCAAAGUAGGGGCCUGAAAGAAAUAGAAGAGUCACUCAGGAGUCAUGGAGUGCUGUUGGAAGUACAAUACUCUUCUUCAAUACAUGACCGAGAAAUUAGGUUCAACAAUGGAUGGAUGAUUAAGAUUGGAAGGGGACUUGAUUAUUUUAAGAAACCACAGAGUCGUUUUUCUCUUGGAUAUUGUGAUUUUGAUUUAAGACCAUGUCAUGAAACAACGGUGGACAUUUUUCAUAAGAAGCAUACAAAAAAUAUAUGAUGGGCAGUAGCCUAAUUUAUAUUAUUUCUACUUUAAGUGAAUAUUGGAUUUUUUUUUAACAGAUCACUUUAUAAUGUAUGAAUUUAACAAUAAACUUUUAUAUUUUUACUAA